This is a messenger RNA of Penaeus indicus, 2243 nucleotides long. RefSeq lists its product as uncharacterized. The transcript is spliced from 7 exons. The record is from RefSeq and is a predicted model, not a curated record. NCBI's taxonomy places the organism in Eukaryota, Metazoa, Arthropoda, Malacostraca, Decapoda, Penaeidae. Bases 97 to 2136 code for a protein of 679 amino acids.
GUCCUCCUAGGAAUCUUCAGUUCACAAGCGCACGUGCACCUCCAACGAUCUCCUCUCAAGUCAUAGCACAAGUGUAUAUAUAUUCCUACUUUGAAAAUGGCACCCAUUCAGAUGGAAAAGUCCUACGUGAAAGUGUCCUCCACACCCGCUGCAAAGUGCUCUCGGCAGGCAAGGUCAAGCAGCAGGUCAUGGGAUGUGAUCCUUCCUAUCAGUCGCAGAGGAAGCUUCUUCCAAGACUCGUUUUUCUCUGACAUACACAAGGAUUUUGACUCCUCCGUCAGGGAGGUGUUGGCCAGAUGGAGUGACGAAGAUUUGAAAGUGAAAGACUUCCGCCGGGAUGAUAUUAUGGACCGUUAUAGACAGCUUCGAUCUCGUAACCUAAAUGAAGGGAACCAGGCUGUCACAGUCACAUCUGACAACGAAAGUCAUAAGAUUGUGCUGGACGUGCAUGACUUCAUGUGUGGAGAUGUGAGAGUGAAAGUGUUGGACGAGGAGUUGUUAGUGGAAGGACACGUGGAGAAGGAGGAAGGAAGCUCAUCCGUCUCGUCACACUCCUUCAGACGAUACUUCUCUUUGCCUCAACACACAGACAUGACAGCGAUUACGUCCGUCAUGUCUGCAGAUGGUAUCCUCACAGUCACUGCGCCAAAAAUAAAAACAGAAAUGACAAAGGAAAAUGCAAUCAGUCAGACUUCCGCUUCGAAUUAUGAGAAAGUCAGCGAAACACGAAAACAAACAGCCUCAGAACACUUGUCUUCUACACGAAAAGAAAGCUGUUCGUGUGAUCUUGGUUUCAAAAGAACAGCUGAUUCCUCUGGGUUUGACUGCGGUUCGUGGGACACAUCCUUGCCCAUCACUCGAAGGGGAGGCUUCUUCCAGGACUCCUUCUUCUCCGGUAAACAUCGCGACUUCGAUGCCUCCAUCAGGAAGGUCCUCAAUGGCUGGAAUGACGCCGAUCACCAGCUGGCGGACUUCUGGGACGAUGACGACUUCCACCGCAGCGACAGACUGGGCCGCUACAGACAGCUUCGAUCGCGGAACCUGUGGAGUGACAACCAGGCCGUUACAGUUACUUCAGAUAAUAUUAGUUAUAAGAUCUUGGUGGAUAUGCAUGACUUUGUGGAUGGAGAUGUGAAGGUGAAGUUGAUGGGCGAGAAGGAGCUGUUGGUGGAGGCCCAGUCGGCCAGGUCCUCGCACACCUUCACACGCACCUUUUCCUUGCCUGAGUCCAUUGACAUAACGUCCAUCACGUCUGUCAUGUCGUCAGAUGGCAUCCUGACAAUCACUGCGUCCAAGAAGGAGAGUGAAACACAACAGAAGACUACUGUCAUCCCCAUUAGUGUCAAGGAAACGCAUAAUGCUUCAGAAGUUCACAGCUCAACUUCCUCGACGACCUCGAGAGUUUCUGAGGAAACAGCAUCUGGCCAAGGAAUAUCCCACACAGCCCAAGCGGAGGAACGCAAAUACGCACGAUGCUUUCAGGAGAAUAUCGACGAGGACAAGACCCAAACUGCAACUUCCAAUAUCUCAAGCAACACCCAACAAUCAUCACAGAAGGAAUCGUCUGUCAUCACAGAUUUUGCUUCCACAAGACUUUCCGACUCGGUGGAAGCAAAGAAAACUCUUGGGAAUAAGCAAGAAGAUUCUUUGCUCAUCACGAAGAGAGGAAGCUUCUUCCAAGACUCAUUCUUCUCCGACAUACGCCAAGGCUUCGACGCCUCUGUCAGGGAAAUCUUGAAGAAAUGCAAUGACUCCGAUCUGACGGUGACAGACGAUGUCAGUCACAGUGACAUCUUGAGCCGCUACAGGCAGCUUCGAUCUCGAGACAUGAGGGAAGAGGACCAGGUCUUCUCCGUCACGUCAGACAGUGCUAGCCUCAAGAUCGUGCUUGACGUGUAUGACUUCAUGCGCGGAGACGUCAAGGUGAAAGUCGUAGACGAGAAGGAGCUGGUGGUGGAAGGACGCGUAGAGAAGGAGGAAGGAAGUUCAUCCGUCUCGUCACACUCCUUCAGACGCCGCUUUUCCCUGCCUCACCACACUCAUGACACACAUUACUUCUGUCAUGUCUUCAGAUGGUAUCCUCACAAUAACUGCUCCCAAAACGGCAGGAGAACCACAGCAAAACACGCACGUUAACUUCUCCAUGACUGAGGAAAGGAAGGAAUCAACGGUUCAAGACUUAAAACCUAAGGCACUCUCGUCCACGACGGAGAAAAACAUCUCCGUUCACGAGAAUCUUGUCA